Messenger RNA from Heterobasidion irregulare TC 32-1, 1176 nucleotides. Its product is annotated as Metallo peptidase M22. The transcript has 7 exons. The record is from RefSeq and is a predicted model, not a curated record. NCBI's taxonomy places the organism in Eukaryota, Fungi, Basidiomycota, Agaricomycetes, Russulales, Bondarzewiaceae. Gene Ontology annotation, cellular component: mitochondrion. Bases 1 to 1176 code for a protein of 391 amino acids. Gene Ontology annotation, biological process: mitochondrial tRNA threonylcarbamoyladenosine modification.
AUGCGCGUCCCUCUUUCUCUCCACUCUCUUGCCCGACGCCCCUUCCCCCUCCCUCGCCCCCCAUCAUGUUGCCCGUCCAUUCGCCACUUCACCGUCCUAGCCAUUGAGUCCUCUGCUGACGACACCGCCGUUGCGAUCGUCACGUCUUCCCAAAAAAUCCUGUCGAAUGUCGUGGUGAAACAAAACACCAUACACGAAGGCUAUGGAGGCAUCCACCCCUACAAGGCCGUUCAAGCUCAUCAACACAACCUAGCACGUGCCGUUCGUAGAGCGUUGGCGGAAGCCAAUCUCAGCGUCAUCGACGUAGAUGGAAUUGCAUUCACGCGGGGCCCUGGCAUGACAGGCUGUCUCGGUGUAGGUGCAAGUGCUGCCAAAUCUCUUGCGGCUGCCCUUGACAAACCUCUCGUCGGUGUGCACCACAUGCAAGCGCACGCACUGACCGCCCUUUUAACUUCUUCCCCCUCCGAAAUGCCUACAUUCCCCUUCCUAACACUUCUCGUCUCGGGUGGACACACCCUUCUCCUCCUUGCCACGUCCUCCACGUCCUUUCGCAUCCUCGCGACAACUCAAGACCAAAGUAUUGGCCGCGUCUUCGACAAAGUCUCCCGUAUGCUCGCGCUCCCGUGGUCUGCCCUUGGCCCAGGUGCUGCUCUUGAAGAGUUUUGUUUACCGACCACCGGUGAGGAAGCAGACGAUGACAACAAUGUUUCCCUCCCACUCAUGCCCCGGCCACUCCCGCGCACCCUCGCCUUUUCAUUCUCUGGGAUUCAUUCGACGGUCGAACGCUUCGUCACUUCCGCUGGUGGUGUCUCAUCCCUUGACACGAGCACGCGGCGUUCUCUUGCGCGCGCGUUCCAACGAGCAGCUGUUGGGCAUCUCGAGGAAAAGCUCGCACUCGCAUUGAGAUGGUGCGUCGGAGAGGGGAUCGACGUGCGGCACGUCGUGGUGAGCGGGGGCGUGGCCAGCAACAUGUAUUUGCGUGAGAGAUUGAAUGUAUGCGCGCGCGAAGCAAGCCCGGAUACCCCGAUUGCGCUGGUAUUCCCCCCUUCAUCCCUAUGUACAGACAACGCGGUGAUGAUUGCUUGGGCGUCCAUGCACCGCUUCCUUGCGGGCGACUUCGACCCAUACUCGAUCGCGAUCCGGCCCAAAUGGAGCAUUGAAGAGCUGUCUAGCUGA